AUGACCUUCCUCUCUCCCCCUGUGUCUCUACAGGCCAUUCGCUGCACUCUGGUGAACUGCACCUGUGAGUGUUUCCAGCCAGGAAAGAUCCACCUGCGUACAUGUGACCAGUGCAAGCACGGCUGGGUGGCUCACGCGCUGGACAAGCUGAGCACGCAGCACCUGUACCACCCCACCCAGGUGGAGAUAGUUCAGUCCAACGUGGUGUUUGACAUCAGCAGCCUGAUGCUGUACGGGACCCAGGCGGUGCCGGUCAGACUGAAGAUCCUGCUGGACCGUCUGUUCAGUGUUCUGAAGCAGGAGGAGGUGCUCCACAUACUGCACGGCCUGGGCUGGACCCUGAGGGACUAUGUCAGGGGUUACAUACUGCAGGAUGCUGCGGGCAAGGUGCUGGACCGCUGGUCCAUUAUGUCUCGGGAAGAGGAGAUCAUCACCCUGCAGCAGUUCCUUCGUUUCGGAGAGACCAAGUCCAUCGUGGAGCUGAUGGCCAUCCAGGAGAAGGAGGGUCAGGCGGUCACCGUGCCCUCCUCCAAGACCGACUCAGGCAUCCGGACGUUCAUCGAGAGCAACAGCACGGGACGUGGUCGAAGCCCAGGCCUCCUCAACCACAUUGAGACCAGCAGCCCGUCCAGCAUCCACCACUUUGAGAACAUCCCUAACAGUCUAGCCUUCCUGCUGCCGUUCCAGUACAUCAACCCUGUGUCGGCCCCCAUGCUGGGACUGCCCCCCAAUGGCCUGGCGCUGGAGCAGUCGGGCCUCCGGGGCCUCCACGACCGGGAUCGCGAGGCCAGCCUACCCAACCAGGGCGAGACGGUGGAGAGCAGCGAGUCCGAAGUAUCCCUCAGCCCUUUCCGCAGCAGCGGUCAGAGCCCCAGCCGCAUCGGAGCCCUGGGGGGCAUAAACAACGCCAUCGAGCCCAAACAGGAGCCCAACAACCGGGCAUCACCCAUCUCGCCCACUCCUUCUAACCAGCUGUCCCAGCAGCAGACGGAACAGCAGCAGCAAGGCCAGCAGCAGCAAGGCCAGGGGCAACCCGGGACCCCACGGCCUAGGUCCAACUCCCUCAACGACCACCAGGCCCACCACCACUUUGUGAAGAGCGAGCAGUCCAAGAGCAUUACCCACUCAUCCUUCUCCUCCAAGAUGCACCGCAUGCGCCGCAUGGGAGCCACCUCACGCAAGGGCCGUGUGUGCUGCAACUCGUGCGGAAAGACCUUCUACGACAAAGGUACGCUGAAGAUCCACUACAACGCCGUACACCUCAAGAUCAAGCACCGCUGCACCAUCGAGGGCUGCAACAUGGUGUUCAGCUCGCUGCGCAGCCGCAACCGCCACAGCGCCAACCCCAACCCACGCCUGCACAUGCCCAUGCUGAGGAACAACCGUGACAAGGACCUCAUCCGUGGGUCGGGCCCCGGCACGCCCGUCAUCUCCAGCGCCAAGAGCGGCUUCACCCUCACCAGUCCCGGACGGCCACCUCUGGGUUUCGCCACCCCGCCCCUGGACACCAUGCUCCAGUCACCCCUGCAGAGCCCACUGGUCUUCCCCUCCCUGAAGUCAGUGCAGCCCAUCCAGCCGGUGCCCCCUUUCUACCGUACGCUGCUGUCCCCACAGCACCUGGUCAGUCCUCCAGUGUCACUGCCCACCAGCCCCAUCCUGCCCUCCACCACCAACAACACCUCUCUGAUGGACCAGCAGCAUCAGCUCCUGGCUGCCGCCGCAGCCUCCCACAACGCCCACAAUAUGUCUUCUGAAGGUGGGCUAAUGUCCCACCACAGGCUGCCCACCUCCAGUAUCCCCCAGCAGGAUCCAGCUGCUGCCACCAACACGGACCCCACCCCCAAGAAGAAGCCCCGUAAGUCCAGCAUGCCGGUGAAGAUCGAGAAGGAGGUGAUUGACGUGGCGGACGAGUACGAUGAGGACAAAGACGACGAUGAUGACGACAGUUGUCACCACCACCACCACCACCACCCCUCCUCCCACCUCCACCACAACAACAUCAAUGGAAACCGCAACAACAACAACAGCAGAGGAGGGAACAACAACGGCCACCACAGCGGCGGCAGCGGGCACCAGUCCCCCUCCCAGGAUGAGAUGAGCCCAGGCCUGAUGAGGGGACACCUGAUGAGGCACGACCAGGACGACUGCCGGGGAGAGGGACCCGGAGGCGAGGGCGGCAGGGGCGAGAGGGGAGGCCCAGGCGGUGAGCUCCGCUGCAUGGACAGCUUCACCUCCGAGGACCAGGACCACGAGAGAGACUUUGAGAACGAUUCUGAGACUUCGGACUCCAAGAUGUUCUACCGCGAGGAGAUGAUGGAGGUGGAGGAGCAGCACCAGAGGCUGAGGCUCAACUCCUCCAGGAGCUCCAGAGUAGGAGGAGGCAACAACCUGGAAAAGGACCAGGAGGACCUGGAGGCCAGAGAUGAGGAGGCGCAGCUGAGGAAGGAGAUGGAAGACCCCAAGAGCCGCUCCUCACCCUCACCCCACCAGCCCGCCAUCAAGAUUAAGGAGGAGCUCAACGACCCCACCUACGACAUGUUCUGCAUGAGCCAGUACGGCCUCUACAACGGGGGCAUGGCGGCUGCUGCAGCCGCCGCCGCCAGCAUGGCUGCCCUUCACGAGAGCUUCAUCUCCUCCAUGAGCUACGGCGCCAGCCCGCCCAAGUUCCCCUCCUCGCACUCCCCCGAGGGAGAACUGUGCACCAGCCCCAACUCCAACGACCCCAAGAUCUGCUACGUGUGCAAGAAGAGCUUCAAGAGCUCCUACAGUGUCAAACUGCACUACAAGAACGUGCAUCUCAAAGAGAUGCACGUGUGCACCGUGUCCGGCUGCAACGCCGCCUUCCCCUCCCGACGGAGUAGAGACAGGCACAGCUCCAACAUCAACCUGCAUCGCAAACUGCUUACCAAAGAGCUGGACGACAUUGUCCUGGACCCCCAACUCACGCCGCUGCCCAAGGACCUGCGCGCCGAGUUCCUGGCUAAGAUCUACGCCGGGCACCACUUGGGCCUGGACGCCAUGGCAGGGGCGGGCAUUGGCGGCGCCAGCCUGGGGGGAGGAGGGCUGAACCGUGAAGCCAGCUCCCCGGCAGGCACCGAUUACCCCCACCCCCACCCCCACCACUACGCCCCCCCAGACGACUACAUGGUGCUGGACCUGAGCACCGCGUCCAGCGUUCAGUCCAGCGGGUCAGUCCAUUCAUCACGCCAGUCGGACGAGGGCAGCGACGAGGGCAUCCUAUUGGAUGACCUGGAGGAGGGAGGGGUCAGCGACGAGGAGGACUGCUCCCAGCAUGCCCCGGGGCAGGCAGGGGACGGGAGGCGGCGGGACCAGGUCGGCGAGGGAGGAGUCGGAGGAAGAUCGGAAGAAGGUCUGACCGGCGCCGACCCCUCCUCCUCGCCGACCGUCCUGUCUUCCACCGGUGGCAGUGGUGGGAUCCUGUGCAGCAUCUGCCACAAAGUGUACAGCAACAAAGGGACCCUACGCGUGCACUACAAGACUGUGCACCUGCGCGAGAUGCACAAGUGCAAAGUGGCCGGCUGCAACAUGAUGUUCUCCUCGGUGCGCAGCCGCAACCGCCACUCUCAGAACCCCAACCUCCACAAAAACAACGUGCCCUUCACCACCAUGGUAGACUAGCCCAACCCCAUGGCCCUCGUCUGGCCAACUCUACCCCCUUCCUCGACUCCCUUCUCACCCCAAACCAUGAGCUCUUACCCCCAGGAACUACACCUUACCACCCCUAGACGUCAUGCACCACAGUUCUCUUUCCCUUCGAUGAGAUCCAGUGACUAUAUACAGUAAGCGUUGUGACUUUUGACCUUUCCUUCUUUGGAAGAACGAGGAUGAGACACUUGAAGUGUCUUUAUUCCAAAAACUGGCCCUGCCGGUUUCCCAUAAACCCCAUUUCCUAUUUCCCAUAUGUCUUUGUUUUUGUCCAUCUCCAAAGAAUCUAUUCAAACUCUUAUUUGUGACUGUUGCCUGCAGAAAUGAUAAAAAUAUAAAUCUUCUUGUUGUAUUUGUGUAAUGAUAGCUUUUAAAGGAAACCCCAUACAAGAGCAUGACUGCUUCAUUUGUAAAUAAUAUGUCCCAAGAGGCUAUUGGUGUAAAACAAUUGUAUUUGAUGGUUGUUAGCUAUUUUUCUGUUUCUCUUUUUGGUUUUUAUGUUACAGUACAAUACUUCCAGCGCUAAGGUAGGCAAGAAAGAGGUAGCAUCUUUACUAGCUUGACUCAUUUAUGUUAGUUUAAAAACCAUUUUUUAAACUGAGAAGGAGAAGAACUAAUGAUCAUGUGACUUGUUGUAUCUACUUGUUAGAUAUGCGGAGGUUGCCGGCAUGCUUUGUUUUUUGGGCUCCUACACCAAUAUCAUUCUCUGUUCUUUUGUUUUUGUUAUCAUUUAUAGCUUUUACUAUACCAAGUCAGUUUUUCGCACUUUGCAACUAUACAAGCGGGAUGUGUAAUAUUAUUACAAGGACUUUGCAAUGGUUUUGGUUUCCGCGAUGUUCGGGGUCUGAGACGGCCACAGUGCCAAGGGGAAAUGACAUACUUGUGGAAGGUUUAUUUUUUUUGCACGUGUUCAGUUUCAAAAAUGCUAUUUCACAACAAAAGACCCAUAUUUCUCCUGAACGAAUCCAAACAUCCGGCCCAUUUACUCAAAUAAUCGUAUUCAGAAAAAGCCUAAGUAUUUCUACUCUACCAGAUACAAUAACUGACUACAAUACAGCUGCUGUUUUUCAAGGCAGAAGAUUUAAGUAUUGAGGAAUUUAAUUUGUGUUAUUUUCAUUUCAAGGAGUGUAAACCCAGUGUGUGACUGUAAUAUCACAGUACUUAGCUACAGAGGUUGAAGUAGGCUAAUCUUUCUACUGCAUGUGGUAUUUGUGACCUAAAACAAGCGUUGGUUGAGUGUCCUAUUAUUUUAUACACGUUUCCAUGCAAAAAAUGGCCAUCCUAUCAGAAGUAUUGUGAAUGUCACAUUGAUUAUAAAACAAAGAAAUAGUCCUUAAACUGUGACCAAAACAAAAAGAAGCAUUGGUUUUUAAAACAUCUAUAUUUUUCCGCCAUACAGUUGUACUUUAACUUACACCCCAUAAGUUGAUAUGAUGCACUUGAGUCUUAAGCCUUUUGCUAUAUUUUUUCAGUAUUGAUUUCCAUUGCUGAUUGUCAGCUUCAAAGGUGAACUCUGUGAAACUCUGUCGCCAUUGCCUGGCUGUUUUCGGAGUUAUUUGCAGCCAUUUUCCUUGUUUCCAUACACAUCUUAAGGUACAAAUGUUUCAGAUAACUAGGCAAAGUAGCCAGGGGAAGGGGUAUUUAUUGGCGGGUGAUGUCAUCUUGAUGCAGAUGUCUUGUCCAAUAUCAAUUCCUUUUUUUUCAAGAAAAGAAAGACAGAUCGGUCUUCAUUUUGAGUCUGUGCCCUUGAGUUGAUGGUUAUUAUUGUGUUUUUGUCGUGUUACUAUGGAUGUGAAAAAAUUGAGAGCUCCUCUUUCUUGAUUGGUGCUUAUCUAAAGGGGAUAAAAACGCACAGUGUUACGUGGUAUACAGUAUUCAAACCCCCGUUAUAUCCAUGAAAGUGUUGGACAGUUUGUUUUUUAUGACUAUUUUGCAAUGGGCAUGAUGGACACUUUGAUGGACACGUUGGUGUCAACUCUUAAGACUUAGCUUCUCCUCUCUCUACCAACCUCCACGACACUGGCAGCAGGCUUCACCCCUCUCCUCUCUCUACCAACCUCCACGACACUGGCAGCAGGCUUCACCCCUCUCCUCUCUCUACCAAGCUCCACGACACUGGCAGCAGGCUUCACCCCUCUCCUCUCUCUACCAACCUCCACGAUACUAGCAGCAGGCUUCACCCCUCUCCUCUCUCUACCAACCUCCACGAUACUGGCAGCAGGCUUCACCCCUCUCCUCUCUCUACCAACCUCCACGACACUAGCAGCAGGCUUCACCCCUCUCCUCUCUCUACCAACCUCCACGACACUGGCAGCAGGCUUCACCCCUCUCCUCUCUGAAGAGAGAGAGAAAGAGCUGAGUGAAAGGGGUUGCGGAGGUGGAGGGCUGACUUGAGAGGAAGGAGGGAUGACAGUGAGUAUCAUUAAAAACGUGCUGUUCCACCGUUACCUGGAGGCCUUCUGACGCUGAUCUGUCUAAUAACUCACUUGUCACUUCAUUACACCACCAGACGUGAAUGUUGCCGACAGGACUGUGACGCCGACAGAGAUCCAAACCGCUCUCUCUCUCUUUCACCACUCUCUCUCCCUGAGAGAAACCA
Molecule: messenger RNA, 6265 nt
Organism: Oncorhynchus gorbuscha (pink salmon)
Lineage: Eukaryota; Metazoa; Chordata; Actinopteri; Salmoniformes; Salmonidae
Product: zinc finger protein basonuclin-2-like
Exons: 5
Coding region: 1-3639 (1212 amino acids)
Biological process (GO): regulation of DNA-templated transcription
Cellular component (GO): nucleus
Source: RefSeq, a predicted model, not a curated record